Lasiosphaeria miniovina is the source of this 1017-nucleotide messenger RNA. RefSeq lists its product as uncharacterized. The coding region runs from base 1 to 1017 and encodes 338 amino acids. Lineage: Eukaryota; Fungi; Ascomycota; Sordariomycetes; Sordariales; Lasiosphaeriaceae. The transcript has a single exon. The record is from RefSeq and is a predicted model, not a curated record.
AUGCCUCACGCCGAAUCCGCCACCACGAAGCCAGCGCCGCAAGGCGACUCUGACAAAACCAUCCCGUCCCUCGCCGGCCAGGUGAUCCUGAUCACGGGCGGCACGGGCGGGCUGGGCGCGGCGUCGGCAGUACAGCUGGCGCGGGGCGGGCCGGCGCGCAUCUACGUGUCGGGGCGGCGGGAAUCAGCAGCAGCAACAGUGAUAGACACGAUGCGCGCAGCGCUGCCUACAUCAUCAACAUCAACAACUGACGUGCGGUUCCUGCGCUGCGACCUGGCGGACUUAGCAUCAGUAUGCGCGGCCGCCGACGAGGUGCUCGCGCGCGAUGCGCGUCUCGACGUGCUGCUGGCGAAUGCCGGCGUGGCCGCGGUGCCGCCUGCACGUACGAGUGAUGGGUACGAGGUGCAUUUCGGCACGAACCACGUCGGCCACGCGCUGCUUGUGCGCAAGCUGCUGCCCCUGCUGCAGGCAGCGAGCGGCCGCGUCGUGUUUGUCACGAGUUUUGGGUAUCGUGGCGCGUGGGGCAUUCCGUUUGCUAGUAUCAAGCCGCAGGAAGGCGCGGCGGCGACGGAGGGAAAGCAGCAGCAGCAGCAGAAGUCGCAAGAAUGGACGGUGCCGGUGGUGUCGCGGUGGACGCGGUAUGCUGAGAGCAAGCUGGCCAACAUUCUCUACGCACGCGAGCUGGCAGAGCGAUACCCCGAGGUGGCUAGCGUCAGCGUGACGCCCGGGUUUGUGGCGACGGGCAUGACGGAGGGCAUGGGGCUGUGGGACCGCGCCAUGGUCCGCGCCGGGUCGCAUCUGUUCUCGGGGCGCAGGGGCAUAGUGUCGGCCGAGGACGGCGCGCGGAACCAGGUGUGGGCUGCGACGGUGGACCGCGGCGCGCUGGCGACGGGCGGCUUGUAUGAUCCGGUUGGAGUGCUCGCCGCCGAGAAGAGCCUGAUGGGCCCUGCGAGGGACCGCGAGCUCGGCCGCAGGCUGUGGGAUUGGACCGAGGGCGAGCUGAAAGGCUGGCUGUAA